This is a messenger RNA of Populus euphratica (Euphrates poplar), 1905 nucleotides long. Its product is annotated as monogalactosyldiacylglycerol synthase, chloroplastic. NCBI's taxonomy places the organism in Eukaryota, Viridiplantae, Streptophyta, Magnoliopsida, Malpighiales, Salicaceae. Gene Ontology annotation, molecular function: hexosyltransferase activity. The record is from RefSeq and is a predicted model, not a curated record. Gene Ontology annotation, biological process: glycolipid biosynthetic process.
AACAAUCACCUCUCUCUCUCUCUCUCUCUCUCUCUAACAUUUUUUCUUAAAGCGAUUUUCUUUCUUCCUGUCUAUACAUAACCCAUUUGUUUUUACAUGUUGAAGACCACAUGGAAUGCUUAAUUAUCAUCUAAUAACUUGGAAGUCUGCAACUUUUUCUGUCUCACAAUGCAUAACCCCUCGGCAGUAACCACCACCCAAUCGGGCUCUGUCUUUGAACUUGUAGCUCAAAUGGGUGGCUUUGCUUUUAACAGAGCAGUUCAAAGCAUAAACUCAAAUGGGCUAUCUUUUUCUAGGUCAGAUUUUCUUUUUGAUAGCCCGGUUGGUCUAAAUACGAGAAAGGUUAAUGCUUCACUGAGUUUGAGUAGUAGAAGUGGUUUUAGAAGUGUUUGGAGUGAGUUUAAUAGGACUAUUAGGCUCCAUUCCGAGAGAAUCCCAAUUGGCUUUGCUUCAGUUCAGAUUGGUUCAGGAGAUAAUAAUGGUAAUAAUAAUAUUAGUAGCAAUGAUGGUGAUAAUACUAAUGGGUUAAGAGAUGAUGGAUGUGGUGUUUUGUUGGAUGAUGGUGUGCUUUUGAAUGGCGUAGAAGGUGGGACUCCUAAAAGGGUUCUCAUUUUGAUGAGUGAUACUGGUGGUGGUCAUAGAGCUUCUGCCGAGGCUAUUAAGGCUGCCUCCAAUGAAGAAUUUGGUGAUGAUUAUCAGUUGUUUAUUACUGAUUUGUGGUCAGAACAUAUGCCUUGGCCAUUUGAUCAAUUGCCCAGAAGCUAUAACUUCCUGGUGAAACAUGAGGCAUUGUGGAAAAUGACAUAUUAUGGAACUGCACCACGUGUGAUUCAUCAAUCUAAUGCAACUUCAACAUUUAUAGCUCAAGAGGUUGCAAAAGGAUUGAUGAAAUACCAGCCUGACAUCAUUAUCAGUGUCCAUCCACUGCUGCAACAUGUUCCUCUUCAUAUAUUGAGGGCAAAGGGACUUUUACAGAAGAUAGUUUUGACCACUGCUGUCACCGAUCUAAGCACUUGUCAUCCUACAUGGUUCCAUAAGCUUGUGACGAGAUGUUAUUGCCCAUCAACAGAUGUAUCAAAGAGGGCAGUGAAAGCUGGGCUCAAGCCCUUAAAGAUAAAGGUUUAUGGCCUUCCUGCACGGCCUUUUGUGAAGCCUGUUAGACCAAAGGGUGAAUUAAGAAGAGAACUAGGAAUGAAUGAGGAUCUUCCGGCUGUGCUACUGAUGGGAGGAGGGGAAGGGAUGGGUCCCAUUGAGGCAACUGCAAGAGCACUUGCGGAUUCAUUACAUGAUGAGAAUCUUGGAGAGCCAAAAGGUCAAGUCCUCGUGAUAUGUGGUCGCAACAAAAAGCUUACAAACAGAUUACUCUCGAUUGAUUAGGUUCCGGUCAAGGUGGAGGGUUUUGUGACUAAAAUGGAGGAGUGCAUGGGUGUUUGUGACUGUAUUAUCACAAAGGUUAGCUUCCCAUGACCCUGCUGUUAUUUUUUCUUCAGUCUCAUUUUGAAUGAUUACAUUGCUGGACAAGAAGUAGGCAACGUGCCUCAUGUGGUGGAGAAUGGAUGCAGGAAGUUCUCAAAAUCACCGAAAGAGAUUGCAAAGAUUGUUGCAGAAUGAUUUGGUCCAAAGGCAGAUGAACUCAAGGCCAUGUCACAAAAUGCACUGAAGCUGGCCAGACCUGAUUCUGUAUUCAAGAUUGUCCAUGAUCUCCAUGAGCUGGUUAGACACAGAAAUUUUGUCCCCCAGUAUUCCUGUGCAACUUGACAUUUUUCACCACCUAUCAAUUUUGAUGAGUUCAGAGUGGUGUAUAGUGGGUUAACCCGAGGCCUGUUGAUCCUCCAAUUGAAACCAAAAAAAAAUAAAUAGAUUUACCCUUUCUACCUCAUAUCACUCGAUGACAUUGUAUUGAUU